Trichobilharzia szidati is the source of this 1125-nucleotide messenger RNA. The record is from the annotation of a GenBank genome assembly. Lineage: Eukaryota; Metazoa; Platyhelminthes; Trematoda; Strigeidida; Schistosomatidae.
AUGAAGGAUAAUUAUUUACGUUAUCAACGGCAGACACAAAAUGUCGAUGUUCAGCCAUAUUUAUCUGGCGAUAAACAAGCAGUUCCUGAGUUGUGUUUGCUCUCAAAACCCCAGAUUUUUAUAAUCUUUACUGCAAUUGUGGUACUUACUCUGUACCUGCUGUUGCGUCGAAGAGUUGACUACUCUUUAUGCAACAAAUCUUUUCAUGGCUUUAAUGUUCUGAUCACUGGUGGUUCAAGCGGGAUUGGUCUGUCUUUAGCGAAGCUGUUUUACAAGACUGGUGCUAAUGUUACAAUUGUUGCCCGUGAUCUAGCAAAAUUGGAGUGUGCAAGAGAAUCUAUAAAGUGUGAGAAGAACGGGAACAAUAAUGUAUUCAUUUUAUCUGUUGAUUUGACUUCAAAUUAUGAAGUAUUAAGUGAAGUCUUCAGUAAACAUGUAACAGCUCAUGGAUCUAUUGAUAUAUUGAUAAAUUGUGCUGGUUAUGCUGUUGCACGCAAUUUUUUGGAUACAUCUAUAAAUGAUAUUGAAGGCAUGCUAAAAACGAAUUAUUUGUCUGCAGUUUAUGUAACACGUAUCUUACUACCUUAUAUGUUGGAACAAAAAGCUCAUCAACCUCAUGAACAACGUAUUGUUUUUAUUUGUAGUCUUGCUAGUCAAAUAGGCGUUUAUGGUUAUACAGCUUAUACAGGAAGUAAAUAUGCUUUACGUGGAUUUGCAGAAGCCUUAGAAAUGGAAUUAGGACAUAAAGGUCCGUAUAUUACAAUAGCUUUCCCACCAGAUACAGAUACUCCAGGAUAUGCUCUUGAAAACACUGGCAAGCCAGCAGCUACUAAAGAAAUAUCUUCAACUGCAGGUCUAGCCUCCCCAGAUAAUGUAGCUAAAUCAAUUUAUAUGGACAUCAUAAAUGGAAAGUUAGUAAGCACAUAUGGACUAGAAGGAUCACUCUUGUCCUGGUUAACUGCUGGUAUCCUUCCUCCUGUGAGUGUACGAUGUCGUUAUCUAUCAGAUUUCUUUCGAGUUAUAAUCGGUGCUUCAUUGGAGAUUGCAGCUGCAACACCGCUUCGUGCUGUUGGUAUAUUCUAUGCUUUUUGGAUGAAAUAUAUUACAUAUAAGCAUAAUAAGUGA